This is a messenger RNA of Onychostoma macrolepis, 1990 nucleotides long. It is a transcript of the gene pepd, whose product is annotated as peptidase D. The coding region runs from base 109 to 1599 and encodes 496 amino acids. NCBI's taxonomy places the organism in Eukaryota, Metazoa, Chordata, Actinopteri, Cypriniformes, Cyprinidae. The transcript is spliced from 15 exons. The record is from RefSeq and is a predicted model, not a curated record. Gene Ontology annotation, molecular function: metalloaminopeptidase activity; manganese ion binding.
CUCUCAUCCACGAGUGUUGAGCAAUGAGCGCGGUCACGUGAUGGAGUGUUGAUCAGCUGCUCGUGAUCACAUGACUCGAUCUCUCAGCUGAGCAGCAGCAGCAGCAGCAUGGCAUCUUCAAAGCAGAAGGCAGUGUAUUGGCUGGGAAACGAUACUCUGAGGGUAUCGGCCGACCUGUUUGCAGAAAACCGAGAGCGUUUGUGUCGAGGCCUGAAAGCUGAGAAGGAUGUUCCAGCUGGAUCUGUGGUGCUUCUUCAGGGAGGAGAACAGAAGCAGAGAUACUGCACCGACACCGACGUGCUCUUCAGACAGGAGUCGUUUUUCCACUGGACCUUCGGUGUGACAGAGGCCGACUGCUACGGCGCCAUCGACGUCAACUCCAAGAAAUCCUUCCUGUUUGUUCCCAAGCUGCCGGAGAGCUACGCCACAUGGAUGGGCGAGAUCUACCCACGUGAACACUUCAAGGAGAAAUAUGCCGUCAAUGAGGUGCAUUACACCACUGACAUUGCUGAUGUGCUGACUAAAAUGAAGCCGAGUGUCCUGCUCACACUGCGGGGAGUGAACACCGAUAGCGGCAGCACCUGUCGCGAAGCGUCCUUUGAAGGCAUCAGCCAGUUUCAGGUGAAUAAUUCCCUGCUGCACCCGGUUAUUGUGGAGUGUCGUUUGCUGAAGACUGACAUGGAGCUGGAAGUUCUGCGCUACACCAACCGCAUUUCCAGCGACGCCCACAAAGAGGUGAUGAAACGUGUGAAGCCGGGCGUGAAAGAGUAUGAGAUGGAGAGUCUGUUCCAGCAUUACUGUUAUGCUCGUGGAGGGAUGCGACACACAUCAUACACCUGCAUCUGUGGAAGUGGGAAUAACUCCUCCGUCCUGCAUUACGGACACGCCGGGGCUCCCAAUGACAAAACCAUUCAGGAUGGAGACAUGUGUCUGUUUGACAUGGGCGGUGAGUAUUACUGCUACUCCUCUGACAUCACCUGCUCUUUCCCGGUCAACGGCAAGUUCACCGCAGACCAGAGAGCCAUUUAUGAAGCUGUGCUGAAGUCUUCCAGAGCUGUGCUGGCUGCCAUUAAACCAGGUGUGAAGUGGACAGACAUGCAUCGUCUGGCUGACCGGGUUCACCUGGAGGAGCUGGUGAAGAUCGGGAUCCUGCGUGGGAGCGUGGAGGAGAUGCUGAAGGUUCACCUGGGAGCUGUGUUCAUGCCGCACGGUCUGGGUCACCUGCUGGGCAUCGACGUCCACGACGUGGGAGGAUAUCCAGAGGGCAUCGAGCGCAUUGACGAGCCGGGGCUGAAGAGUCUGCGGAUGGGCCGUGUGGUGCAGGAGCGCAUGGUCCUCACGGUGGAGCCGGGAAUCUAUUUCAUCAACCACCUGCUGGAUAACGCGCUCAGCUCACCGGCGCAGUGCGGCUUCAUCAAUAACGACGUCCUGACGCGCUUCCGCAGCUUCGGCGGGGUGCGUAUCGAGGAUGAUAUCGCAGUGACGGCUGACGGCAUGGAGCUGCUGACCUGCGUUCCUCGAACUGUGGACGAAAUCGAGGCCUUUAUGGCAGGUGAAACGUCCAAACCCUUCAGUCCCAUCAGCAGCCAGAAAUUCUGAAGAGAUGAUGAUGACGACGAUGAUGACGAUGACAACAACAACACUCCUUUUCUUCAACAUAUCAGACUUAAACCUGCAUCUAACUGAAGGAAUAUCUUUGAUAUUUCACUCUAUAAAGGGAAAUCAAUCACAUGACAGCUAUUGUUUGACUUCUCUGAUGUAAGUCAGCAAAUUAAAUUGCAGGAUCAUAUAUGCUUUCAUGUAGCAGCCGUGUAACAGUAUGUGCUUUCAUUUUCAGAGUUUCAUAUUCUUAAUAAAAGCAACUCUGAACUUUGUUUAGCCUGAAUUAAUUAAUUUGCAUUAUAUUCUGUACUCUUUUUGCAAGUUUGUAAGACAAAUGCUUAUUUUGUUUGCAAUGCUUAUUUUUAAUAAAGGUGUGAUUUUUCUAGCA